UUAAUUUUUCUUUAUUUCACUUCAUACUUGUAGCCUAGUUUUGUAGCAGUUUGUCAACAGAAACAAAUUGUACAUUAUAUAGCAAGGCAAAAUGCAUGGAAUUAUAGCCAUCAUGCUUUUUGUGAGCGUGCUCCAGUCUUUUGCACAAGAUCAUAACCCAGGAGAAGUGAAAUUAUUGAUCGUCACUGUGGCAACAGAACAAAAUGAUGGUUAUAAAAGAUUUAUGCAUACUGCUAAAUACUUCAAACAUGAUGUUUUGGUUCUGGGAAUGAAUGAAAAGUGGCUUGGCGGCGAUUUGGUAAAUUCAGUUGGGGGUGGACAAAAAGUUCUUUUUCUUCAAGAGGGAUUAAGAAAAUAUAAAGAUUCUGAAGAUCUUGUAAUCAUGUUUACUGACAGCUAUGAUGUAAUCUUACUUGGAGACACAGAAAAUAUUUUGAACAAAUUUUUCGAAUUGAAUGCAAGGAUGGUUUUUUCAGCUGAGAAUACAUUGUGGCCUGAUAAAAGUUUACAGAGUAAAUAUCCAGUAGUCCAAAGAGGAAAACGCUUUUUAUGUUCUGGUGGAAUCAUCGGAUAUGCCAAAGAAUUUUGGAAAACGAUUAAUCAAUGGAAAGUUUCUAAUACAGAUGAUGAUCAAUUAUAUUAUACUCAUGUUUAUUUGAAUGCUACUUUAAGGACUGAACUGAAUGCAACAUUGGAUCAUACCAGUCAUAUAUUUCACAACUUAAAUUUUGCUAAGGAUGAAAUUGAUCUUGAAGUUCAAGACAAAAUGAUGGUCAUUAAAAACACUAAAUAUGAUACGAUCCCACCAGUUAUCCAUGGCAAUGGACCAUCAAAGUUUCAUCUUAAUUAUCUUGCGAAUUAUGCACCUGAUGGUUGGCACCCUGAUCAUGGCUGUCAGAAUUGUGAAGAUGAUCAAAUUAUUUUUGAAUUCGAAGACGAGGAUUCAACUCCACAUGUUAUGAUGGGUAUAUUUGUCAUUGAGGGAACACCAUUUCUAUCAAAAUUUUUCGAACGAAUUGCCAACAUAAGUUAUGCAAAAUCAAGAAUAAGUCUAUUCAUUCAUAUCACGGACAAAGUCGAGGAAAGAACAGUUUCCCAAUUUCUAAUGAAAUACAGAAGCUCCUAUAACAAUGUACACACUAUAUCAUAUCAUGAUAACAUUGAUGAUUGGACUGUGAGGAACUCAGCUGUUGAUCACUGCCUCCUGAUAAAGUGCGACUACUACUUCAGUAUUGAUUCAAAUGUUCAACUGACAAAUGCUAACACUCUCAAGUAUUUGAUGAGAAAGAACAAGCAGAUCAUUGCACCUUUGGUAAAAAGACCUGGAAAAUUAUGGUCCAAUUUCUGGGGAGCUUUAAAUCUCGAUGGUUUUUAUGCUCGAUCUGAUGAUUAUAUGGAUAUUGUCAACAAUGAAAGAAUUGGUGUAUGGAAUGUCCCUUUUAUCAGCUCUGUGUAUUUGGUGAAAGGCACCACUUUGAAAAAUUUAGCAGAAAAAGUUCCGCAACCUUAUACAUAUGGAAAUUUUGAUUCUGAUAUGGCAUUUUGUGCAAAUGCAAGAGAUAAGAUUUUGUUCCUGUACUUGUCCAACGAAGCUAAUUUUGGAAGACUUCUAUACAUUGAUGAAGAGAAAACUAAAAAGAGAAGAAUCAAUGCAGAUUUAUGGGAAAUUGAAAUCAAUAAGCCGGACUGGGAAGAAAAAUAUCUUCAUCCAGAUUUUUGGAAGGCUCUUGAACCAGAUACUAAAGUUCAAGAACAAUGUACAGAUGUUUAUACUUUUCCACUGAUGACAGAUGCAUUUGCUGAUCAGCUUGUUGGUUUGGCGGAAAACGCUAACAUGUGGUCUAACGGAAAAAAUGAGGAUCCCAGAAUCGCUGGUGGAUAUGAGAAUGUACCUACUGUUGAUGUUCACACAAAUCAGUUAGGUUUCGAAAAGGAAUGGUUGCAUUUAAUGAAACAUUAUAUCACAAAAAUUGUUGAUAAAGUGUUCCCUGGAUACUAUUCAAAAGCAUUAUCGACAAUGAUGUUCAUAGUUCGUUACAGGCCAGAUGAACAAUCAUUUUUAAGACCACACCACGACUCUUCAACUUGGACAAUGAACGUCGCAUUGAAUUCUCAAGGAAUAGAUUAUGAGGGCGGUGGAUCUAACUUCAUAAGGCAAAAUUGUUCUGCAAAAAAUUUACCGAAAGGUUGGGCCAUUAUACAUCCAGGAAGAUUGACCCAUUAUCAUGAAGGUUUGCCUACUACAAAGGGCACAAGAUAUAUAUUUGUCUCAUUCAUGGAUCCCUAAAUAUCUCUGAAGCCGAGGAAUAAAGAAUCAAUCACUCAUGUGUCUUCAUUUUUACACAUUGUUUUAAAAACUUUUCUGCUGUAAACAUAUAGCGAAUUCACUGGCAUUUUUAAUAAUCGCUUUUACAUCUGCGCGAUGCAAAAACACAGUUGAUGAUAUAUUUCUGGUGCAUUUUGUAACCAACCAUACUUUUAACGAUUAUGUAUAUCAGGGCAUCAAUUACCCUAAAUUGCUGGUUAGGUUGCACGAUUUUUAUUACAGUAUUUUUACUUAUCAUCAUUGAGUAUUCUAACAGUAUUUUUUUUAAUUUACAACCUAUUUUUAGUCUGAUAUUCGCAAGUGCCAAGCCUUUUUCAUUCAUGAAUCAUGCCUGUUAUAUUAUCUGCCGCUUUUAUUUGAAAUUUUAGUCCACAAUGGAAUAACUUUCAUCUGUUUGUAUGUCAUAUAGGCUUCUUUUUUGUCUUGGAACACAACUAUGAUUUCCUAUUUCUUGACGAUUAUUUCUCUCGUAACUUUUCCAUUUUCAAGUGUCAAUGAUUACGGUAGACUUAUUCUUAUACUAUUUUAUGCCACACCUUUGCUUAACUUGUACAAUAAUGCUGAAUACUAAACUGACCCGCUAUAUAUUAACAGAGGGAAUUAUAUUUUGUAAAUAACCAGUUCGAGAUCAAAGUUCAAGACUUUCAGCCUGAUUGAUUUAACUCAAUCAACUUAAUAUGUGAGAAACCCCAAGAGAGUUCUGCGUGUAGAGAGCCUUGCUCAGAGAAAAAUUUUAAAUGAUCAAUGAAAUGUUUUUCUAAUAUAAUGAAAUAUUUAGUGAAUGUUAAGUAUCAUUUUUUUUUUGGCUUUCCGCCAAUUAACUUUCACCGCCUAAAACGUUAGCAUUGCCUAAUGAUCUAAAAUAUUUCGAUAUAUAUUUUUGUCACUUAUGUCAGAUAUUCAAACAUUGCUGAGUAGAGUUGGCAUCAUUCAUUACUUAUCGAUCUUGAUCGGUAAGUAUGUUGAUAGGUAUUUGUCUGUUUGUCUGUUAGAUGCACGCGAUAUCUCACGAAAGCGAGGUUGAAUCUGCGUUGCAUGUGCAUUCAUCAUAUCUCGGAUCAGAAACCUAUUGAUUUUGGAUGAAUUAUGUCGUAUAAUUAGCGAGUUAUCAAUUAAUUGAUGAUGGGACACAUGGUGUCACUGUGGAGUGAGAGCGAAGAAAUCGAAACUGCAGUUUCUGUAUUGGGGGAUCCCCUAACUUUCGAUCGAUAAGUCUUCGGUCUACUAAAUAGUAAUUUUGAAAAUAGACUUCUAUUUUGGAUUGUGCUAUCAAAGUUGAUUGUCAAACAACGGAGCAAUGACGUAAUAACGAGGGUAGAGAACAGAGUCUGCUGAAAAUAUCGGCGGACUAGCAACAUGGAAUAAGUGUUUCUAUAUUUAAUUAAACUGCAACUACAAAUAUUUUAGUGAAAUAUCUGGUCCCACAGGAAUGGCUUUAUAGCAAUUAAUUCUAACUUUAAAUACUAAUUUAAUUGAAAUCCAAUGGUCCAUUAGUUGCACCGAGAAGCGAUUUUUCUUGACAACAAAAAUUUAACAAAAUGGUCCACUUUCUUUGAGACAGAAUAAAUCAUUAAUCCAUCUAAAACAGUUCCCACCAAAGCACGGUUUUUUGUAUUCGUCAUUUUGUUCAGCACUCAUCAUCCGUCUGUUACAUUAGUUCAUAUUUUAUUUUUGUAACGAAUACUGUAACAUAACAAUUUAAUAAUUUACCAGUUCAAAGACAGAUGCAUUAUGUUUAUUCUUUGAUCUGUUUCGCUUCCGCUCUCAUUUGUCUGGCUAUACAAACUGUCUGCAAAACAUAGAAUAAACUGUUGAACUUAUUGGCCUUUGGAAAAAAAGCAAUUUGAAUGCUACAGCGUGCUGUGAACGAUUAGUGAACUGAUCAAUACCGAGGAUAUUCCUAUCGUUUGGCCGUCCUGUAAUUCUUUUUGUCACUAAUGCUAAAAUGAAAAAUUUUAAGUUUACGUUUCAAGAAAAAUGACUAUUGUUGGAUUAGUUAUAAAUCUUCUAAAAAGAAUGAAUUCUCAUGUGAAGCAACAAUUUGGAUGGUAUUCUGGUUGUAUUGAAUAUCCUCUUCGAGUUGAAUACACGUUGUUUUGUUUUUAUAUUUUUAAUUUUGUGAAUAUUUUAUACGCUUUGGUGCCAUUCAGUGUAUUUUAGUAUUUUAUAGGUUUUUUAAUAUCAAAUAUGACGGGAACUCAGACCUAAAAGUUUUACUGAUAGGCCGUAGCCUGCAUUAUAAUGCACGAGUGUCAUAUUUCUUGCUAAUAAACACCUUCCAUAUGAAA
Styela clava is the source of this 4614-nucleotide messenger RNA. Its product is annotated as procollagen-lysine,2-oxoglutarate 5-dioxygenase 1-like. Gene Ontology annotation, molecular function: L-ascorbic acid binding; iron ion binding; procollagen-lysine 5-dioxygenase activity. The record is from RefSeq and is a predicted model, not a curated record. Lineage: Eukaryota; Metazoa; Chordata; Ascidiacea; Stolidobranchia; Styelidae. Gene Ontology annotation, biological process: peptidyl-lysine hydroxylation. Gene Ontology annotation, cellular component: endoplasmic reticulum.